Molecule: messenger RNA, 2218 nt
Organism: Aegilops tauschii subsp. strangulata
Lineage: Eukaryota; Viridiplantae; Streptophyta; Magnoliopsida; Poales; Poaceae
Source: RefSeq, a predicted model, not a curated record
GGUCACAUAAAAAAAAGCAAUAGGUUAACUGCCAAUAGUUCUCCUCUACAAGAACAAAAACAUCAUCUUGUAUGGCACUACCACAGACCGCUCAUUCGAAUAAUCUUGGAAAUAUACUCUAAAGCUUGUUUGUGACAGGCAGUUUUUUUUUUUUGGCCGGGUUAGUGGUAAGUAGAUAUUGGCUGGAUUGCCAACGUAUCAUGUAAGUAGGGGAGUUUGAGAACUUGACUGAAAGGUGAGAGCUAGCUUAGUCAUGGGGAGAAUACAUGGCGAAAGCGCAUCUGAAACCUACGUCCUGGAGAGAACUGGGAAUUGGGAUGGAUGACAACGUAAUUAAUAUAAUGACGACCAACGUAGUGGUGCCAUAUGUAUAUACUUCUGUUAGAUGUAAAGGGUCAUCACAACAAAAGCCCCAUCAACCUGUAUGCAUCGGCAAAUGGAAAUGUAUGCCUUGUUUUAUUGCGUUGAACUAACAAAGUUGCUUGUUUUUACUGGCAGUCUAGCACGCAGGAAUUGAUGGAUUCCCUUAAAAUCUCAGAGCAACCAGGCAUUCUUUCUGGCUCCUCUCUAACUAAGCUUCUCACGUCAUAAUGGUAAUAAAUAAUUUUUAAAAUCUCAUUGCAGUUUCCUCCAUCAAAUUUAUUGCAAGAAAACAAUGGGUUGUGGCCGGGGCAGAUGAUGGUAUCGUUUAUGUGUACAAAUGUGUCUCCGGAACACGCAUGCAAAAGAUCAAGAGUUUCCAUGCUGAUUUUCGUUACAUUAUCCCCCUAGCCGUUCAUCCAAUCCAGCCAUGUGUGCUGUCAUCGGGGAAGCUCUGGGACUGGAACAAGGGCUGGAAGUGCACACGAACAUUUGCCACUAGCAGCGUUAUAUUUCAGGUCAUGUUUAACCAAGAGGACACCAAUAGUUUUGCGGCCGCGUUGCAAGAUGGCACAAUAGAGGUUUGGAGCCUCGAUUCUCCUGUACGAAAUUAUACUCUGUCGGGGCAUUUGGACCAAGUGAACUGUCUUGACUUUUUCAGACGUGAUAAUCAUCAGUAUUUGAUCACUGGCUCUAAUGAUUGUACAGCCAAGAUAUGGGACUUGCAGGAAAUGGCCUGCAUUCAUACGGUCGAAGCUAUCAUGUCACCAGUUAUUUUUGCCAUUUCCCUUCCCGGUCGUCCAUAUCUGGUUACAGGUUCAAAACAUAGAACUGUCCAAGUCUGGAGCUCCACUGAUUUCAGGCUUGUGAGAACCGUUAACCUACAGGCUGGUGGACCUGUUCGUGGUCUUGUAUGUUUGAUGGAUUCAAGGAGGUACCUAUGCAUCCCUGUCCUUAUUUCCUUCUACUUUUUAACUGCCUAAGGUGUCUAUAUAUCCUUGUUCUCUCUUCUUUAACUUUUUGACUGCCUAAGGUACCUAUAUAUCCUUUUUUGUUCCCAUCUUACUUUUGGGUUUGGCUGCGUAAGAGCAAUGCUUCGCUGCAUGCUCUGUAGUUUGAUGAAAUUGUAGGCAGUAGAAAAUAAAUUAAACAAUAAUCAGUAACCAACCAUUUUGCCGACCAUUGUUCAAACAUACAUAUAGUUUGUUCGUUACCGCUAGCUCCUUUUAACAUUAUCCCCAUUUCCAAUGAUGUCAAAGUUUUAGAGCAUAAAUUUUUUUUAUCUUGCAGGGUUGCUAUUGGACAAAGCAAUUCAUUAUCGAUCAUGGAAAUCGACGAUGAAGAAGCAGUUGCUAGCGAGGGCAGCAAAUGAGAAUUCCAUUGUGUGCAAGGAAAUCCAUGAUCCCGUACCCUCAAAAAAAAAUCCAUGAUCCCUGUGCCAACAUGGCUGAUCGAUGAAUUCUUUCGAUUUGGUAUUAGUGGAUACACAUUUAUAUUGUUGACUCCGUUUUCUGCUAAUGCUCGGGCGUAGAAAAACUAUAUGAUGUACUCUAUCGUCUCCCAACUCUGAUUCCAACUUCUGAAGAUGAUUUGUUUCUGUCAUUAUAUUUAUAUGGAGGCCGACUAAUUCUCAUUAAUUCGGUGCUCACGAGUAUGCCAAUGUUUCUCUUGUCCUUUUUCGAGGUACCAGUUGGAGUUCGGAAAAGACUUGACUUCUAUCGAUCGCGCUUCUUCUGGCAGAGCGAUGAGUUAAAACGAAAGUACCGACUCGCUAAAUGGGAUAUUAUCAGUAGGCCAAAAGACCAAGGGGGUCUUGAUAUUGAAAAUUUAGAGGUGAAGAACAAAUAUCUUCUCAGCA